Messenger RNA from Myzus persicae (green peach aphid), 1293 nucleotides. RefSeq lists its product as uncharacterized. The record is from RefSeq and is a predicted model, not a curated record. NCBI's taxonomy places the organism in Eukaryota, Metazoa, Arthropoda, Insecta, Hemiptera, Aphididae. The transcript has 2 exons. Bases 289 to 1239 code for a protein of 316 amino acids.
AGCCUGUAAGUGUUAACAAUUAUAUUAUUUAUGUAUAAAUAGUUAGUUUGUUUUUGAUUCCUAUUUAUAAUUACUAUUUCAUCUUUUACAUUUCUGUUAACAGCUAAAAAUUUAAUUGAAUCAAAUGCCAAAGACACUGCGAAAAUCUGUUUAUUUUUUGAUCAAUUAUUUGAUUCAUUGAAUGGCAGUUGUGAUGGAGUUGUAGAUGGCAAAAUAUAUCGUACAGCUGUUACAGCUAAAUCUUCUCAUCAUGCACUUUGGUCUUACAGUCUGAAGGUACUUUCCACAAUGCGUUUUGUUAAGGAUGGGAAAACAUCUUUUACCCCAACAUUGAAUAACUGGAUGACAACAAUACGAGGUUUUCAAACACUUUUUAAAAUGUUACAAAAAAAUGGCAUUCAUUCGCUUUUACCACGGCAUGUUAAUCAGGAUUCGUUGGAAUGUUUUUUUGGAGCUUCUCGAAGUGUCAGUUCAAGCAAUCCAUCGUGUAAUGCAUUUGCAUCUGCUUAUAAAACAUUGCUUUUAAACAAUUUGAUGUCACCAAAUUCCCCUGGUUCAAAUUGUGAGGAUAUGGUUGAAGCUAGCUUGACGUCAUACAAGCAUCUAUUUCAAAUUAAUCCGGAUGAAUUGGUUAAGGUAAAUUAUCAAUUUACAUCAGUUGACCUACCAGUUACAAUUUAUAACCCAACAGUAGCCAUCAAUGAUAUACGUGGACAGGUUCAAACUUACAUAGCUGGUUAUAUUUUGAAAAGGUUAAACAAAAAUAUAUUUAAAAACUGUCACAAUUGUUUGCAAAAUCUCUGUGUUGACAACAUUUCCAGUGAACAUAAUAUCAUCUUGGCUAGAGAAUAUACUUCUAGACUUUCAUUGAAAUACCCAUCUACUUCAUUCGGUUUUUUGGUUCAACAGAUUAUAACAUAUAUUGGUCAACAAAUGUCAAAAAUUUGUCAUCAUACAAAUAUUUGCAAAACACUGAGUACAGAUAUUAAAAAUAAUUUCAGUUUUAAUAGUCUCUCUCUUUGUAAUAAUCAUGGUGAAAAUCUUGAGAAAAGAAUUAUUGGCACUAUUGUUAACUUGAUGGUUAACCACUGGUGUACCGAAGUUAAUAGAAUUUUAUUAGGAAAAAAAAAAAUGCAUAAGUUGGAAAUUGACCCAAUGAAACUGAAAGCAAAUACUUGGUAUUUAAAACAUAGCAAAAAAGUUAAAACAACUGUUGGAAAAUUCAAUCACAUUCCAUAAUACUAAUAUACUUAUACUACUCUGUUUUAAAUCAUGAAUCUCAAAUCAAAAUGA